GCCUGUCCCGUGCUGUCUGCCUGCCGUGCAAGCGUUGACGUGGUACUGUCCAGCUCUGCCAACAUUUGCCGUCCCCGUCGUCUAAGUCCUCCUCCUCGUCCGCAUCCCCGACCACAUCAUGUUCUCUGUCGCACUCCUCGCCGCGCUUCACGCCGGCCUCUCGGCCGCCCUGCCGGCGCCGGCUUCCUUCUUCCCAGAGCUCAUGGUCCGGGAGGUCCAGCAGUACAACGCGAGCCUCCCCAACAUCACCAUCUACGCGACGGGCGGCACCAUCGCGGGCAGCGCCGCGUCCAGCGACCAGACGACAGGGUACCAGGCGGGCGCGCUGGGCGUCGACAUCCUGCUCCAGGCGGUGCCGCAGCUGUACAACGUGUCGAACCCGCGCGGCGUGCAGUUCGCCAACGUCGGCUCGACCGAGAUCACGCCGGCCAUCCUGGUCAACCUGACCCAGCACAUCCAGAAGGAACUCGACAGCCCGUACUGCCAGGGCGUCGUGGUCACGCACGGCACCGACACGCUCGAGGAGACGGCCUUCUUCCUGGACCUGACGGUGCGGACUGAGAAGCCCAUCGUCGUCGUCGGCGCCAUGCGGCCCGCCACCGCCAUCAGCGCCGACGGGCCCAUCAACCUGCUCGAGGCCGUCACCCUGGCCGCCGACCCGGCCGCCCGGGGCCGCGGCGCCAUGGUCGUCCUCAACGACCGCAUCGCCAGCGCAUACUACGUCACCAAGACCAACUCCAACUCGCUCGACACCUUCAAGGCCGUCGAGCAGGGGUACCUGGGCUUCUUCUACAACAUCAAGCCCCGCUUCUUCUUCCAGCCGACCCUGCCCCUCGGCCGGCCGUACUUUGACGUCUCUGCCACCCCGAUCGACGGCCUGCCCCAGGUUGACAUCCUCUACGGCUACCAGGGGCUCAACCCGGCCCUGGCCAAGGGCGCCGUCGACGCCGGUGCCAAAGGUCUAGUCGUCGCGGGGCCCGGCGCCGGGUCCUGGACCCGACCUGGAACCGCGGCCAUCCGCGAGGUCGCAGCCAAGGGGACCCCCGUCGUCUUCUCGAGGCGCUCCGAGAACGGCUUCGUCGGGGACCGCGCAAACAACACGUUCGGCGCGGGCCUGCUCAACCCGCAGAAGAGCCGCAUCAUGCUCCAGCUCGCGCUUAAUGCCGGGUACGAGGAGGCGCAGCUGUCGACUCUGUUUGAGUUUUGAGCUGUUAUUGCAGUGGAGAGGGAAUAGAUGGAAAAAUAUGUGAUAGAAUAUGGGGAGUUAAGCCGAACGGGAGCCGUGGAAACUCGCUGGGAUAACCCAAGACAGGUGCACAGUCUUAUUGCCCCCCACAAUGAAUAAUUAGCACGUAAAAAUAAUAGAAAUAGACUCGUAGACAAUGUCAUUAGAGCCUUAAGCUCUGAAGCUCUUGGGGACGUGAUGGUCUUAAAAGACUUCCCGGACAUGUGAAUAUUGUGCCGGUGGAGAGAAAACGUACUUACUCAUAUCGCACUAUUGUGUUCACCUUCCGUGUCGGUGGAGAGAGG
Molecule: messenger RNA, 1530 nt
Organism: Microdochium trichocladiopsis
Lineage: Eukaryota; Fungi; Ascomycota; Sordariomycetes; Xylariales; Microdochiaceae
Product: L-asparaginase
Exons: 1
Coding region: 119-1207 (362 amino acids)
Molecular function (GO): asparaginase activity
Source: RefSeq, a predicted model, not a curated record